Misgurnus anguillicaudatus (oriental weatherfish) is the source of this 1268-nucleotide messenger RNA. It is a transcript of the gene jam2b, whose product is annotated as junctional adhesion molecule 2b. The record is from RefSeq and is a predicted model, not a curated record. Gene Ontology annotation, cellular component: plasma membrane; cell surface; protein complex involved in cell adhesion. NCBI's taxonomy places the organism in Eukaryota, Metazoa, Chordata, Actinopteri, Cypriniformes, Cobitidae. Gene Ontology annotation, biological process: leukocyte cell-cell adhesion.
GAGCAUCUGUUGUGCCCGCGCAGUGUUCCGACGGGAUCGCGCACCCAUCUUCAAAAACUUCGAAAGGUUCAUCAGUCUCCAUGAGCUUUUGGUUCAGACGGACAGCCUAAGGAUGACUCUAACACAGAGAUUAACUUUACCUGCUCUUCUCAUGCUGAUCAACUUUCUUAUUUCAGCUUGUGUUACUGUGACAACCAGAAAGCCAAAAGUGGAGGUGCAUGAAAACACAAAUGUUGUACUGUUCUGUGAGUUCAGGACCGAGAGAGAAACCAACCCUCGUGUUGAAUGGAAGAAGAGGGGCAGAGAUGUAUCGUAUGUUUAUUUUGAUGGUGAAUUUACAGAUUCCUUUAAGGGCCGUGCAUCCAUUGAGGGGGCAACAGUGACCCUUCGUGGUGUUACACAGAAAGACUCAGGAGUGUAUCAGUGUGAAGUCUCAGCCCGCCAUGACGAAAUCAAGUUGGGGGAGGUCAUUGUCACUCUUAGUGUGAUUGUGCCGCCACAUGCUCCAUCAUGUGAUGUCCCAGAGACGGUCAUGAGGGGUUCUUCUGCUGAGCUGCGCUGCAAAGACAAAUCAAGUGUUUCUGCCACUACCUACAGCUGGUAUAAAGACAACAAACCAUUAAGUACAGCUGAUCCCCCUGAAAUCAACUACAGCCUGGACCCCAAAACAGGGACUCUGAAAUUCAAGAGUGUGUCAAAAUCUGAUGAGGGACAGUAUCGAUGUGAAACCUCCAGUGGGGUGGGGGCAUCCAAAAGCUGUCCAGGUCAACAUAUGAAGAUAACAGAAUUUGAGCUGAACCUGACAUUAGUUAUAGCUGUAGGACUAGGAGUCUUCUUCCUCCUCCUCUCAUGCAGUCUUGGCAUCUGUCUGUGCUGCAGACAUGAAUGCUGUUAUAGCUGUCAUCGCAAGAGUACAGGAGGAGCAAAGCAAAAAGCUAAGACCAACGACAACCAUCCAACAGACCCCAAAUAUUACAGACACACGCAGUCUUUUGUGCUUUGAAGAGUUUGGACACACGAACACGCACACCUGUGAUGACUGAGUUUAUUACUAAAGUGCCUGCUGACCCUCUGGUUUGAAACAAUAAAUGCAUAAAUAAAUAAAUUUUGCCUGACGAAGGUCUUUGACCGAAACGUUGCUUUUAAACUUUUAAAAUAAAAGGGACUUUUUACAGUGUGCAGAUCUUUUUCUGUUUUUUGAAACAAUAAAUGGAAAAAAUUAUUGUGAAAUAAUUGUAAAUGGUGUAGUUCUAGUAUAUCAAUACAUC